AUGCUGAAGCUCUUCCCGCCGACAAAACACGCUCUAGUUAAGGUUAGAAGAAGACCUCAUGUUGGUGUCUUCUUCAAAUCCUUAAUCUGGUCCUCACCUUCUUCCCAAUAUUCUUCUUCUUCUUCUUGCUCUUAUGAAUACCAGAAUGAUCUGGUGAAUAGAGACGCAGUAACCAUUCUCAACUCCAACAAUCCUAACCAAGCCCUUCAACUUUUCAAUUAUGCUUUAAAACACUACCCAAUUACUUCUCCAACCUACAUUCUUACUAGCCUGUAUUCAGCCAUCAUCCAUGUUUUGACAUGUGCCGGAAUGUGGAAGCCUGCCAGGUGCUUGAUCAAAGACCUCAUCCAAACCAUCCUCAUCCAUCCUUCCUUCAAAUUCGAAAAACAAGUUAGUUCUUUAGUUUUCGAUGCUCUUAAUGAUUUACAAAGCUCUGAAAAAUUCAGUGCUGAUGUUUUUGGAGAGCUCGUUAUUGCAUUUUGUGAGAUGGGUCUUGUUGACGAAGCCUUGUGGGUUUAUCAAAAGAUUGUUAAAGUAGCGCCCCCUUCAGUGCAAGCUUGUUAUGCCUUAUUAAAUCGGUUGGCUAAGAAGGGACGGUUUGGUUCCGUGUGGGAGUUAUACAAGGACAUGGUUUCGUGCAAGGUAUUGGUUCCUAGUGUUGUCACUUAUGGUAUACUUGUUGAUGCUUGUUGUAGCCAAGGUGAUGUUUCAAAAGCUAGGAGUUUUUUUGAUGAGAUGGUGAAGGAGAAGGGGAUUCAGCCAAGCGUUGUUAUCUACACCACUCUUAUCCGUGGUUUUUGCCGUGAGAGUAAAUUGUCAGAAGCAGAAGCUCUGUUUCAACAGAUGCGGGAAUCGGGGGUUUUACCAAAUUUGUAUACUUAUAGUGUUCUGAUAGAUGGUUACUGCAAAAGGGCAAACGUCAAGCAAGCACUUCACUUGUAUCAGGGCAUGCUUGCUGACGGUCUGCACCCAAGUAUUGUUACUUUUGGGACCUUAAUAGAUGCACUUUGCAAAAGGGGACAAUUAUUAGCAGCAAGGAGUUUGUUCGUUCACAUGGCUAAGUUUGGUGUGUGUCCUGAUUUAAUUGUGUAUAAUCGUCUCAUUGAUGGCCACGCUAAUUCAAGGAAUCUAUCUGAAGCCAUGCAUUUGUUUUUGGAGAUGGAAAAGUACAAAAUUUCUCCUGAUGUUUUUACAUAUAGUAUACUUAUGAAGGGUUUUUGUGGCGUGGGUAGAACAGAAGCAGCAGAUGUGAUACUGAAAAGAAUGAACAGUGAAGGGGUUAUUGCAGACUCUGUAACAUACAACUCCCUAAUCAAAGGAUACUGUAAGGAAGGAAAUACGGAAAAGGCUCUGGAGGUGUGUUCUCAAAUGACUGAAAAGGGUGUAGAGCCAGAUGUUAUCACCUUCUCUACAUUGAUUGAUGGUUAUUGCAAGGCAGGGAAAAUGCAAUCUGCUACAAGUUUAUACUCGGAAAUGCUAAUCAAAAGUAUUGUGCCCGAUCAGGUAACGUACUCAUCUUUAAUUCAAGGCUUGUGCAGGGUGGGGCAAAUUUUUGAAGCUACCAAGUUUUUUUCAGAGAUGAGAUGUGGUGGUAUACAACCAGAUGCUUAUACUUACACUGUCAUGUUAGAGGGGCAUCUGACAGUGAAGCAUAUGAUUGAUGUGAUGAUGUUGCAUGCUGAUGUGAUAAAGGUGGGUAUCAUGCCAAAUGAGAAGAUGUGCCUGCUCUUAACUAGGUGUUAUCAAGAAAAUGGAUACCUGCAGUCAGCUCUCAAUUGUUCCAAGGACUAA
This is a messenger RNA of Dovyalis caffra, 1791 nucleotides long. Lineage: Eukaryota; Viridiplantae; Streptophyta; Magnoliopsida; Malpighiales; Salicaceae. The record is from the annotation of a GenBank genome assembly.